CGCACAAGUUUUAUUUGGUCUAUUUGGUCACCUCCUACAGUUCUAAAUUUCCAACCCCUGUCGACGACCUGCAAAAUUCGAGCGUGAGCUUUGGACUAAAUUUGUCGACAUGGUUCAAGCUAAACAUCAAAAGAUUAAACCCAAGAAGCAUGUCCGUCAGGUAAAAAAACAUGGGAAGCAAACUGACAUUUCAGAGUUCCGGUCUCAACUUGAUGCUUUGGGCUUAAAAAUUAUUGAAGUAACUGCAGAUGGUAACUGUUUCUUUAGGGCUCUAGCAGAUCAAUUGGAUGGCAAUGAGGAGGAACAUGGGAAGUUUCGACGUAUGGUGGUGCAGUAUAUUCUGAAGCAUCGGGAGGAUUUUGAGCCUUUUAUUGAGGAUGAGGUUCCAUUUGAUGAAUAUUGCCAAUCUAUGGAAAAAGAUGGCACAUGGGCUGGACACAUGGAAUUGCAAGCUUCUUCUCUUGUGACUCGUUGUAAUAUCUGCAUUCAUCGAAUGAUGUCACCAAGGUGGUAUGUAAGGAACUUCGAUGACCAUGGAGUUCAUAUGAUCCAUUUAUCAUAUCAUAAUGAAGAGCAUUACAAUAGUGUGCGGUUAAAGGAAGAUCCUUGUAAUGGGCCAGCUAAGCCAAUCGCGAUUAAGGCGGAUGCUAAUCUUUCAACAACAUCCCAGCAAGCAAAAGCGUCAGUUGCCAAGUCCAAAGGAGCUCUAUUUGAAAAUAAUAGAAUUGAUGCUGGAUCAAUUAAACUGGUCAUAGCUGGAAGUGGUUGUGAAAAUGCUGAUAAAGUUGAAGAGGUUUUACAAGAACUAGAUGGCGAUGUUGAUGCUGCAAUAGAGUUUUUGAUUGCAGAGCAAGCAAUGGACGGACAAGCAAUGGACGAUGAUUCACUUGGAGACUGUAAAAUUCCUUCUCAAAAUGAUCCUACUUCUGGUCAUAAUGAAAAUGCAAACACUGAGCAGUCAAAGGAAUCUGCUCCAGACAACGCUUCUGAACAUGAAGGACUGAGUAAAGAUAACAAACAAUCUCGUGAUGAUAAAUGUUCUCAACAUGAUGACAAGAGAAUCCCAAGAAACAAGGUGUGUCCUUGUGGUUCAAGAAAAAAGUACAAGGCUUGUUGUGGAACAGCCAUAGGGAGAUCUUCUACUGAUUUUGUAAAUAAUCAUAAAAUUGCUUCUGGUAAGGGAGGAAAAGAAAGAAAGCAGGGUAGGAAAGGUGGAGCAACCAAAAUUGCCCCUUCCAGUGGAUCCAGAGAUCCUCCUGAUAUGGGUGCACUUUGCAUCUGAGAUCAUGAGAUGCUUUUGUGUGACUACCAUUGAGGAGAAACCUUGACCAAUCCACAAUCGGCGCAUCCAGGUCUCCAGUGCAUAUAUCCUGUUUAUAUGAAAUGUAGGUUAUCCUUUUUGACAUCACUGGUGGAAAGCCAGUGUAAGAUGGAACAUCUUAACCUAAUAAUGAUUUUCUUUUUGGUGGGUACAGAGGGAAGGGAUAGUUGGUGUUAGGUGGAGAGGGUUUCAAGCCCAGGUCCUAGGGAUCAAGAAUCACAGACUUUACUAACCGAAUUCAAAAUUGUUCUUUCAUGUUGUAUCAAGCAUUGCUGAAAUGGAAAUGGAAGUCAGAAUCAGCCAAUGAGAUUGCUGAUGACUGCCAAGCGAGGUGUUGUCAGGCCUAGAGUGUGCAUUGCUGGCUUUCUGUUUCUCUGCUCCAUUUUGUGUUGAGGCCUCGAGGAACUUGGUCUUUUAGUUCACUAGUUUUGGUUGACCCUGUUUGUGCGUUAGGUUAUGUACAUUUAAUCUGUGC
Telopea speciosissima is the source of this 1796-nucleotide messenger RNA. RefSeq names its product OVARIAN TUMOR DOMAIN-containing deubiquitinating enzyme 7. The coding region runs from base 110 to 1282 and encodes 390 amino acids. Gene Ontology annotation, biological process: protein deubiquitination. Gene Ontology annotation, molecular function: cysteine-type deubiquitinase activity. Lineage: Eukaryota; Viridiplantae; Streptophyta; Magnoliopsida; Proteales; Proteaceae. The record is from RefSeq and is a predicted model, not a curated record. The transcript is spliced from 13 exons.